CACGUGUUCUUUCCCACGUUGUGACAUUGCUGUUUACUGUUUACUGUAACCUUUCAUCCCCGAGGUCAUGUCGGAACCCACUGAACAGAGAAACAAGCGAGACUUCGGCUCCUUCCAUGCCUCCAAUGUACAGGAGCUGAUCAACAUCCCCGAGGAAGACUACAGUCCGCCAGAGCUUCCCAUCAAGUCGCCAGCCUUCUUAUUCCAGCAGGACGAGUUACAGUUUGGCAAGGAAGCCAGAGAGAAGCACUUCCUCCUGGAGGGAAGCUGCACAUUCCUGAAUCAUGGCGCGUUCGGAGGAGUGUUGAAGGAGGCUUUAGAUGCAACCCAGCAAUGGCAGAGAUACACUGAGUCACAGCCAUUGAGGUUCUACGACAGGGAGUUGCUCCCCCAUCUUGUGUAUGUCACAAGAAGGCUUGCCAAGUUUGUGGACUGUGACCCAAGAGAUCUGGUGUUGAUGACAAAUGCUACGACUGGCAUCAACAGUGUCAUCAGGAGCUUCGACUUCAAGCCUGGUGACGUCAUCUUCAUGUUUUCCAACACCUAUGGAGCUGUGAAGAAGCUGAUGCGGCAAGUAUGUGUGGAUACAGGGGCCGUGGUGUCCGAGGUCAAGGUCAACUUCCCUCUCGAAGGACCCCAGCAGCUCAUAGACUUGGUAAAGGACAACUUAGAUGGGAGCAAGACAAAGUUGGCUAUAUUUGACCACAUCCCCAGCAACACGCCGUACAUCACCCCACUGUCAGACAUCAUACAGAUCUGUCACCAGAGAAAUGUUCCGGUGCUGGUAGAUGGCGCUCAUGCUCUGGGGUCCAUCCCUCUCAGUCUCCGGACCCUGCAGCCUGACUUCUACGUCUCCAAUGCCCACAAGUGGCUGUGUAGCCCCAAGGGGGCUGCAUUACUCUAUGUCGCCAAGCAGUUCCAGGAGUCUACUCGGCCCCUCGUCAUCUCACACGGAUUUGGAUCCGGCUUCAACUCAGAGUUCAUAUGGGCAGGGCUACAUGACUACAGCCCCUUCCUGUCUCUUCACACCCUGCUGGACUUCUGGCUGUCUGUAGGUGUGAACAGAAUACAGCACUACAUCCGUAGGCUGGUCACAGAUGCAGCUAACCUGUUGACAACCUCCUGGGACACAGGUCUUGCAGCACCUCUCGCAAUGUUCGGUUCCAUGGCCCUCAUACAGCUCCCUCAUCUGCAGCUCUUCAAGGAUUGCGACACUCUUACCUACUGUCAUGCAGAGCAGGUGCAGAACAUGCUCUACCAAGAACACGGCAUAGAGGUGCCGAUCAAGGCAAUCCAAAAUCGUCUGUAUGUUAGGAUAUCUGCCCACAUCUACAACAGUCUGGAGGAGUAUGAGAAACUGGCUGCUGCUGUCUUGCAAUUAUCGGACAUCGCUGCGAGCUGAUUUGUCAUUUCUACUUGUCUUCCAGCUCUAGUGGAUUUUCUUUGUCUUGAUUGGCAAUGGAAACUGGUGACCUCUAUGGAAAUACUGUCACGUGUUGUCUCGUAUUCACCUCUGUUUGAUUAGCUCACAUCCCGAGUUGAAUGAUUUUGAUUGUUUGGUUUGGCGACAUUCUUUACUUUAUUUCCUUUGAUGAAUGGUUAACAGGUUGUUUAUCUUGAGAUGUUUACAUAUCUUUACUUGAGUAAAUUAAUCCUUUCACAGUUGACCGCUUGUAGGUGCAGCACUUUACCUCUUCAGGCAAUACAUUAAUGCUGAAAGGGCUCGCCUAUAAAAGGAUUAAUUUACUCCAAGUUUUUAUUUUUAUCUGUAUACUGCCUGAGAGUUGAAUUUUAAAACCAUUAAAUGAACUUGUUUAUGAAGGAAGAAAUUAAAUACGGUAUUGAGAUCGUCAUUUAGCAAAACCAUCUAUCUUUUUCAAAGAGAAAUUUAACAGCUUAGCCAAAGUCUGUUAAAUUCCGGAAAUAUGAUUUUGAGGUUUUGAGUUUGAGCAGCAUUUAAAAAAUGUGUAUAAGAUUAGCAUAUUAUUUCUUUGGUGGGGAGGGGGGAAUAAAAAGCCUAGUCAUUUCAGCUGCUGCAAUUCACUGUGCAGAGUUGCCUCCCUUAGGCAUGCCAGAAACCUGUGAUCUUGGGUUUGUAUCCCAGAUCUGCCUUGAUUGUUUCUAAGUAUUUCAGUAUGGUCAUGAGAAAGUGGUAAACAUCAAAGACUGGAUCACUUCAGGUUUUCCUUCCACAUGAAGCUGACAACCCCAAGAGAAAACUGGAGUACUGUUAAAAGCAACGUUAAACCAAAUUCACUCACUCCCUCACUGCUACCUUUUUUUAGAUAGGUCAGGUUUUAGCUGUACAACAACACAAAUAGUUGACUGGGCUUCCUUGCUGAUUAAACAUAAGAUGACAUUUAUUAUCUAGUGAGACUAUUGCUGUGAGGAAUGUUCUCGAUAACGUCCACUCAUUCUUUAAAGAAGAGGCGAUGAUAAGGUUUAUAAACUGUGACAGGUCACACUCAAGAUGCACGACUACGUAGAUAUUUGGACUGCAGGCACACCUGCACUGAUUUACUCUACUGUCCUCGCCAUGCAGGACUCGGUGGGCCACGCUCUUUUUAUCCCCCGCUGCGAAGUCGGGCAGAGGAUACAGGAAUGGAGUUUGCCAGUCCGCUUCUCAAAGGGGACAAUUUUUUCUCAAAAAAGAGUCAAGAGAAAUGAAAUUUUACUAACUGAUGUUACUAAUCAUGAUCUUAAAAGAGUUCGAAAUCUGUUGUUGUAACUUAUUUUAUUUUUAGGGGG
Molecule: messenger RNA, 2748 nt
Organism: Haliotis rufescens (red abalone)
Lineage: Eukaryota; Metazoa; Mollusca; Gastropoda; Lepetellida; Haliotidae
Product: putative L-cysteine desulfhydrase 1
Exons: 13
Coding region: 68-1402 (444 amino acids)
Source: RefSeq, a predicted model, not a curated record